GACUGUCUGCAGGGGAACUUGAAGUCACUUCACCUCAGUCGCGUGGCGGCUGUUAACGAGCGCGGGAAAACUCCUCGAAACUUCUGAAAACAACAACAACAACAACAACACCCCUUUUAAAAGCUCGCCUGACGUCGCAGCCAUGCGAGACCGAGCGCGCGCGUCCGUCGCCUGUUUGAGCUGAACAAAGUCGCAGUGAGUGUUGGAGGAGGAAGAAGAGGAGGAAGAGGAGUGUGGUGUUUUUUGUUCUUGCUGUUGUUUUGAAUGGGUUUAGACGUGUGCGCUCUGGGUUUGCUCGGAUGGGAUGCACCGUGAGCUUCAUCUUCUGUGAGGAGGACUUGCUGCAAAUGCCUAUUUGCAUAAAUGAGGAAGAAGAGGAGGAGAAGGAGGAGACGACUACGAAGAAGAAGAAAAAGGUGAAGGAGAAGAGGAGCCCCAAGAAGCCGGACGAGCUGGAGGCUCUUCACUCCCACACCUUCCGGGUGAAGACAUUCAAGAAGGCCAAGCACUGCGGCGUCUGUAAAGCGACCAUCGGCCCAGACGGACUCAUCUGUCGAGUGUGCCGGAUAGCAUGCCACAAGAAAUGUGAAGUCAAGGUUUCUUCAUCUUGUGUUCCAGCAACAAACUAUGAGCUGGCGGCGACCAGCGACCUCCCUCUCCAACAUGUAGACCCCAUGGGCUCAACGAAGUCUUCAAAGAGCAUGGAGUCCCGCCGCAGACCCUCGAGGAGCGCCAGCCUGCUGCAGGCCCUGGAGGAGGGCUACGAGCUGGACCUGGUCUACAUCACGGAGAGGAUCAUCUCCGUGUCGUUCCCCGGCGGCGUGGAGGAGCCGGGCUACGCCGCCAACCUGAGGGAGGUGGCGUCCAUGCUGCGCUCCAAGCACGGCCACAGCUACCUGCUCUUCAACCUCAGUGAGAAACGUUACGACAUCAGCCAACUCAAUCCUAAGGUGUUGGACUUCGGCUGGCCGGACCACCACGCUCCGGCCCUGGAUAAGAUCUGCAGCAUCUGUAAGGCCAUGGACACGUGGCUGAGCGCGGACAGCCACAACGUGGUGGUCAUCCAUAACAAGGGCAACCGGGGCCGGACCGGAGUGGUGGUGGCGGCCUACAUGCACUACAGCAACAUAUCAGCCAGUGCCGACCAGGCGCUGGACCGCUUCGCCAUGAAGCGCUUCUACGAAGACAAAGUGCUUCCUGUGGGCCAGCCGUCCCAGAAAAGGUAUGUGGAGUACUUCAGCGGCUUGCUCUCCGGACACAUCAAGAUCAACAACAAGCCGCUGUUCCUCCACCACGUCAUCAUGCACGGCAUCCCCAACUUCGAGUCCAAAGGAGGUUGUCGUCCUUUUCUCAAAAUCUACCAGGCCAUGCAGCCCGUGUACACGUCUGGGAUCUACAAUGUUCAGGGCGACAGUCAGACCAGCAUCUGCAUCACCAUUGAACCCGGCCUCCUCCUGAAAGGGGACAUUCUGCUCAAGUGCUACCACAAGCGUUACCGCGGCCCGUGCCGAGACGUGAUAUUCCGGGCGCAGUUUCACACCUGCGCCGUUCACGACCUGGGGAUCGUGUUCGGGAAGGACGAGCUGGACGAGACGUUCAAAGACGAUAGGUUUCCAGAAUAUGGGAAAGUGGAGUUUGUUUUCUCCUUUGGACCGGAGAAAAUACAUGGUCAAGGUGUGGACCAACUGGAAAACGGUCCGAGCGUCUCCGUGGACUACAACACGCAGGACCCCCUGAUCCGCUGGGACUCGUACGAGAACUUCAAUCAGAACUGUGAGGACGCCGGCGACGAAGUCAUCCACACCGAGGGACCCCUGGACGGCAGCCUCUACGCCAAAGUUCGUAAAAAGGAGUCCGUCGAGGGAUCGGUCACGGCGAACGGCCUCCCGCCCGCCGCUGCCGAACACGCCCUGCCCGCGGUCGACCACGCCUUGUCAGUGAGCAGCGACUCGGGCAACUCGACCGCCUCAAUCAAGACUGACCGAACUGAUGAAGUGACGGCGGCUGCCCCGGCUUCCGCGGUGAGCCAGACGCACGUUCCUGUUGGCGAGGGGCGACCCUCCUCGGACCAUCACCACGCCCCUCCUGCACAACAAGCCAUCAGUCCCCAAGAGAAACAGGAGCUGGAGCAGCUGCUGAGCGGCUUGGAGGGGCCAAUGCAUCGGCAGGGCUACCUGUGCAGCCCGCCCUCUGCUGUUGGAGGCAUGCUUCACCUGGUUCCUGCGCAGGUCCACGUCAAUGGCAACAGUAGCCUUGACCGCGAGACGGACAUUUUAGACGACGAGCUGCCGAUCAGUCAAGAAGGCAACAGCGUGGACAGUCUCGGGACAUUCUCCUCCACGGACGGUCGGGCUACACCCGCUGAUCUUUACGACCAGCCCGAGUCACUCGUCGAUGGCCAGGACCAUGUGCCGUAUCUGGAGUGCAGCGUCCCGGUGAAGCAUCUGGAAGCCAUCCGGCCGCAGGCUGCCUCGUUCAACAAACCUGUUGCCUUGACGCAAAGCAAUCUAAACCACUCUCUGUCAUUUGGUGCGGAGCCAAAUUCUUUGCCACAAGCUCCCGCCCGCACCACCAGCAGCAGGGAGGCCGUCCAGCGUGGUCUCAACGUUUGGCAGCAGUUCGGCGUCCCAGAGGAACCAGUAACUGAAGGCUUCACUUUCAGCCCGCCUCCGUCUGUGGCGGUGAUGUCCAGCCACCACAGCCUCCCGCAAUUCCCUCAUCGCCACAGCGCAUCCCAGCAGGAAAUUGAGCAAUCUAUUGAAACUCUUAACCUCCUCAUGUUGGACCUGGAGCCAGGCCGCCCGCUGGUGCCAAAGUCCCAAAGUGCUCCGCUGCGGGAGAACAAUUUCGUCGUGACCACCCAGCCGUGCUUCUCCCAGAGCCAACCCAGGCCCUCCACCAAGGCCGAUGCCACCGUUCACACCCACUCCUCUGGUCCCAGCCAGUCCAGUCACUCGUUGCAGGCUCUGAUAUCACCUGGGAAGCCCAGUACACCGGAGCCUGUACCUGCCCAUGGAUCUCUGGGUUACACAUCGGAGAGGGCUGGAACCAGUCCUUCCCAGAAUGCCUCCCCCGCUGUAGUUGGUCACUUCCAACUCAAGCCCAUCAACAGCUACCCGCCAAGCACAUUGUGUCAGUCCGGAGAGGUCUCUGAGCCCCAGAGGAGCCCGAGCACGACCUCGGCAUCACCCCAGCCGAGAGAAAGUGAGCAAGAUGAAGUCGUCAACGUUGACGGGCUGGUGGCCCAAAGAGUGGCAGAAUACUCGGCUCGCGUCCAAAGUGUCAUCCCCGACACGACCUCUUCUCAGUCCGAGCACCACCGUUCUCACUCCCUCACGGGUGUCCAGGCCCGAGCCGUGACCUUGGACGAGACUGCCGCCUUUCCCCGCCAUCACAUCGCCGGCGACGGCCAGUUCCAGAACGGUCCCAACAUCGACCCCUCUGCAGACGUCCCACUGCGGUCCCCUGUCCGCUGUGUUUCUCCGGAGUUCGUCAACGCCAUCGCGAUGAACCCUGGCGGACGACCUAAGGAGAGACACAUGCACAGCUACCGCGAGGCCUUCGAGGAGAUGGACGGUGGCCCCGUCAGUCCGACACCCGUAGUUGGUGGUGAGGUGUUUCCCCAAACCCCCGCCUUCCCCAUCUCACCGCAAACCCCUUACUUCAACCUGUGCCGCUCCCCUCCUGGUCUUGCCCGGACCCCGCUGUCGGCACUGGGCCUGAAGCCUCACAACCCGGCGGAGAUCCUCCUCAAUCAAACAGGCUCAGCACCGAGAAGCUACGUCGAGUCCGUGGCGAGGUCGGCCGCCGGAGAGCAGUCGACGUUACCCAGGAGCCUCAGCCCACUGGAAGAGACUACAGCCCAGCAGAGGAGUCUGAGUCCCGCCUCCCACACGCUGAACUCACCUUUGUCCAGCAGCAGCCCCAUCCAGAGCUCACAGGGCGAUCACCCCAGCAACGUUAGCACUCCGUCCCAACCCACUACUGAUUCGGGCUUCCGCUCCCAGGCCACAGAGAGUGCCUACCCCACUCCCACCCCCUCAUAUCAAGCCCUGAACACCCCCACUUCUUCCUACCUGGAUUCCAGCUCUCCGACCUCUUCCUACUUUGGCACCACCACCCCUACGCAAUCCUACCUUGGCACCACCACCCCUACGCAAUCCUACCUUGGCACCACCACCCCUACGCUAUCAUACCUUGGCACCACCACCCCUACGGUAUCCUACCUUGGCGCCACUACCCCUACGGUAUCCUACCUUGGCACCACCACCCCUAUGGUAUCCUACCUUGGCACCACUACCCCUUCGGUAUCCUACCUUGGCGCCACUACCCCUAUGGUAUCCUACCUUGGCACCACCACCCCUACGCAAUCCUACCUUGGCACCACUACCCCUUCGGUAUCCUACCCUGGCGCCACUACCCCUACGGUAUCCUACCUUGGCGCCACUACCCCUAUGGUAUCCUACCUUGGCACCACCACCUCUACGCAAUCCUACCUUGGCACCACUACCCCUUCGGUAUCCUACCCUGGCGCCACUACCCCUACGGUAUCCUACCUUGGCACCACCACCCCUAUGGUAUCCUACCUUGGCACCACCACCCCUAUGGUAUCCUACCUUGGCACCACUACCCCUAUGGUAUCCUACCCUGGCGCCACUACCCCUACAGUAUCCUACCUUGGCACCACCACCCCUAUGGUAUCCUACCUUGGCACCACCACCCCUAUGGUAUCCUAUCUUGGCACCGCUAAACCUACGCAAUCCUACCUUGGCCCCAACACCCUGCUGGGGAGCAAUGCGGCCUCAGACCCGAGCCCGCCCACCCCAGAUCCUUCCCAGGCAACGCUGAGCCAUGGAAGUCCCCAUGCGCAGCACCGGACCAACAUCCUCGGCUCCGCCUACAACCCCCUCCUCCAGCAGCGCUUGUGUGCUAUGCAGGAGGGUCCUAUCAUGAGCCAGCAAACAUCUCCAGCUAACGGCUUUGAUGUGGGUAUGGAAGGUCUCAGUGGCAGUCCCACUCUUGGUCGUCAUCUGUCUCAAGGAGCCCUGAGCAGCCCGGUCCUCAGCAGACAGGCCUCUUUGGGUCAGGUGUCUCAGCGGAGCCCGGUCCUCAGCAGGCAGCCGUCCCUGGGUCAGCCCAUACAGAGCAGCCCCGUGCUCAGCCGACAGCCGUCUAUCGGAAGUCCAGUUUUGGGCCGUCACCCAUCUGUAUCGCAGGUAUCCCAGAGAAGCCCCAGUCUGGACCGUCACCCCAUGCACAGCGGUUACACCACCCCGGACGAAAGACAUGGGAACCUGUCGCGACAGAGCAGCUCAUCGGGCUACCAGGGACCGCCCACUCCCUCCUUCCCCAUCUCACCUGCAUGCUACCACGAUGGGGGGAUGAUGGGGAUGGGCGUAGGGUUCCGGCAGGGCAGUCCAGCCCCUGGUUUCCAGCCCCAGCUUCCAGAGAAGAGGCGCAUGUCGAGCGGCGAUAGGCCAAACGCGGCGCCGUCCUACGGCACGCUGAACGGGAAGAUAAUGUCCCCAAUGAGUGGAGGAAGCAAUCCCAGCUACUUCCACACCCUCUCCGACUUCUCAAGGUUCAACAUGUCCGAUGGAAGUCCUGAGAGCAGGCUGAAUGUCAAGUUUGUCCAAGACACGUCCAAGUUCUGGUACAAGCCAGACAUUUCCAGGGAUCAAGCUAUCGGCCUGCUGAGAGAGAGGGAGCCCGGAGCCUUCGUCAUCCGGGACAGUCACUCGUUCAGGGGGGCUUACGGCUUGGCCAUGAAGGUGGCGUCUCCUCCACCCUCAGCGCAUCAGAGCAAGAAAGGUGACAUCACCAACGAGCUGGUGAGGCACUUCCUGAUCGAGAGCAGCUCCAAAGGAGUGAAGCUGAAGGGUUGUCCCAACGAGCCUUACUUCGGCUGUCUGUCGGCCCUGGUCUACCAACACGCCAUCACACCGCUGGCCCUGCCCUGCAAACUACUCAUCCCCACCACAGAUCUCAUCGAGGAGGCUCCAGAUGUAGCCGCACCAAAUCCUCUGGCUGAAAGACUGAAACAAGGAGCAGACAACACCCUUGUUAACCCAGUGCAGAGGGCCCCUGCUGAUUCCCAUGCAUGCAACGUGCUCUACAUCAACUCGGUGGAGAUGGAGUCCCUGACGGGCCCCCAGGCCGUCGCCAAGGCCAUCUCGGAGACGUUGGCGGCCGCCUCCCCGGCCACCGCCACCGUCGUGCACUUCAAAGUGUCUUCGCAAGGCAUCACGCUGACCGACAACCAGAGGAAGCUUUUCUUCCGGCGCCACUAUCCCACCAACACGGUCACGUUCUGCGACACCGACCCUCAAGACAGGAAGUGGAACAAGCCCGAGGGUGGAGCCGCCAAGCUGUUUGGCUUCGUGGCCCGUAAGCAAGGCAGCACCACGGACAACGUCAGCCACCUCUUCGCCGAGAUCGACCCCGACCAGCCGGCCGGCGCCAUCGUCAACUUCGUCUCCAAGAUGAUCGUCUCGCAGAAACGAUGAGAGGGCUGACGGCAAACACCCCCCCCCCUUCACCCCCCGGCACUUUUUGUUGUUUUUUUGUUUCCUUUUUUUUUAACGACGGACACUUACUUUCUGCUUUUGGACAAUUCAGCAUUCUGUUUUUCUUUUCUUUUCGUGUCACCUUAUUUUCUUCCUGCUCUUUUGACUUUUUUUUUUAACGUGCAUGUCCGUGUGCGAGAGACCGAGAGCGUGUGUGUUGUGUUCUGUUGUGUUCGGAGUGUGUGUGUGUGUGUGUGUGCAGCUUGCAUGCUGUGUGCUUUUCUUCUCGGACGGACUACUCCAGAAUGGACCAGAGGAAGUGCAGAGAUGGGGGCGUGGCAACGGGGACGGGAGGCGACUCUGAACCUCCCGGUGCAGGGUAACGCGUGAGCGGGGAACGAGGGAAUGACGUUGUGUAUGUGUGUGUGCAAGUGUUAUUUUUUUAUAAAGAAGAAAGAAAAAAAAAGAAGUUGUGUGACGUCAAAAAGGUGGAUUGUAAAUCUAUCAACCAAAGAUUUGAAAAGGAAAAAAAAAGUAGUCAGGGCGCGCGUAGUGCGCCACUGUCGGAGGGUCGGAAGUAUUCCUUUGUAAAACAAAUAUGGCUGCUUCAUCAAAAAAUACUGUUUCUUUCUGUAUGUACUGAUACUGUAGGUCAAUUAUGCGGCGUCGCCAUUUUGCAAACGACCUUUUUGCGAGCCGGCGUGUGGUCCGUGUACAUAUUCUCGAUUUUUGCUUCAUGAGUAGGACUGUUCUAGAUGACAUGCGGUGCCUGACUUUCUUUUGUAAUGCAAGAGCUUCGUGUGUGUGGGGGGGGGGGAGGAAAAAAAGUAAGAAGAAGAACGUAAAAACUCUCCCUGGGCUGUGUUUUAAAUAUCUUGUGUCUCUUAAGACGUCGUGCCUCUGAAGUGCAGCUAGCGUCUGUUAUGCGAUGAUCUCCAAAACGCGGAGAGGAGAGGAAGAAGUAGCUCCGCCGCCUGCCGUCGUUCUCCGUUCCGCUCGACACCCGGAGGGACGAAAAGAAGCCGUAGAAAUGCGACUUCCGGCGGGGCCCUGAUCAGACACGGAGCGCUAACAUUAGCCAAACGCAAAACUGUACGCUUGCUAACGGUUACUCGUACACUUUAAAUGAAUGUAGUUGCCAUGAGCUGCUUCCUGUUCAGCUCAUGGCAACUAUUUACAUAUUAUCGUGCUGCUUUCACAACAAAAGCGUUGCAAUAUUGUUCGAUCCCAGAAGAAAAGUCAACGUACAGACGCGAGUGGUUGCGACUGACGCACAUUUUUUAAGCUAAUCACGAGGGCGUUAGAUGUUCCAACGUUGGUGGGAUGUCCUCAACAAGUAUAAAGCAGAACUAGUGGUUAGUUCUUCCGUAGUGGAUGAAGAAGAUGACAACGGUUUCCACGGAGUAAAGCCACUGAGAUAAGCCCCGCCCACUUCUAAGGCGCGAAUGACGCGAAAAGCCUCAACGCUUUGGUGUGAACGCAGCAUAAGUCCCCACAAUGAGGUCAAAAAAGAAGCUUUUUAAAAACCUGAUUACAGCUGUCCGGUACAUAGGUGACAUUUGACCUCUCCAUGGAACCCAUCUGAAGCCUUAAAGUAAGAGCCGGGCAGCGAACCGCCGACCUCGCUCCGACUGAGCUCUGAUCGGGGCCUCAAACCGCUCUUCACUUUUCUGUGUUCGGUGUUUCCACCGAUGGACAGAAGCUCUUCGUCAGCCGAUCUAUACUGUUAACACUCACAAUCUACCCGAAAGUAAGCUAUACAUAUAAAUAUACAUAUACAGAUAUAUAUAUAUUAAAAAAAACUUCCAAACAGUGACUUAAGAUAUUUAUUUUUGUUGCUUUGUUGCUCUGUCAUCCUGUGUGUGUGUAUUAUAAAGUACACAACCAGAUGACUUUUUUUUUUGGCUACAGUCAUUGACGUAGAUAUAAAAAGGUGUAAAGUGUGUGUGUGCAUUUCAAACUGUUGUGUUUUUAAAUGUGUUUUCCUUUUUGUUAACAUUCUUGUUUUCUAGGGGAGGCUUUUUAGUUUUGUUGUUGUUGUUUUUUAAAGAGGGGGAAACUAUUUCGUAUGAACGAUUGCUGUUAUACUAAAGUCCAAAUUGGAGUUAUCCUAAAAAGAGAUGCCGACACAAAUGUUUUAUUAACUUAAAACCUGCCGAGAAAAUACAUCGUCCAAGUUUAGCACUUAAAAUGUUGAAGUAUUAGCCGUGUGUUUCACCUGUAUGGAAAUUGGACAGACAGAAUAAUGUGUGUAGGCGGGACUUACUAGCUCCUGUCAGUCAGCGUCAGUCAGGACCAGUCGGUAGCUGCUUCCCUCUAGUGGUGAUGAACGAGCAUCACACGAGGAACCACUGAGCUCUAACAGUGUUUUAGCUGUGACUUUAGUCAAAGAGGUUGAGGUCAUCACAUCACUGGCAACAUUAACUUUAAUUUUUAAUGCUGAUUCAUUUUUUCCUUUCAAAAUAUUAUUGUUUUUAAGCAAAAGUAUGAAAAAAAUGGAACUUUUCAGCUGCGCACAUAGUAUAAGGGCUUCCUAGUUUGGAUGACGUGAUUUCAAAAUAAUAACAAAAAGGCAAUUCUUAAGAUUUCGUUAGAAUAACCUAAAAUCCAUCUGAAGAUGAGCAUGACGUCGAUAUGACCUUUAAAGUCCCCUUCAAGGGCAGAGUAGAGGAGAUUAGGAGGCGCUCUAGGGUCCCCGGGCAGCAUGGUGUAAACUCAUUAAAUAAAGGAUAAAAAAAAAAAUUCACACACAAAAGAAGAAAAGAAAACGUCUCUUAGUUUUAGAUACACGCGACCAGAAUGUUCCGUUAUUUAUGAGCGAGCGCCUGCAUGUGACCUCAGCGCCGACCCGGUCCGAACGACGUCUGGAACACUACGAUCUAUGUCGCUCGCCAUCCGCUCGCCGAGAUGGCGGCCGGCCUGUGAGAUGAUGAGUGAAUGAGCUGCUGCCUGUUGAGAGCGUCUGUCCUCUUCUGUGUGCUUUGCUACGUUUUGGCUUCUACUGUUUCUGAUGGGGGAGAAAACAACACAUUAAAGAACAAAUCAACAUGCA
Molecule: messenger RNA, 9558 nt
Organism: Pseudoliparis swirei
Lineage: Eukaryota; Metazoa; Chordata; Actinopteri; Perciformes; Liparidae
Gene: tns1b
Product: tensin 1b
Exons: 34
Coding region: 300-6506 (2068 amino acids)
Biological process (GO): fibroblast migration
Molecular function (GO): protein binding
Source: RefSeq, a predicted model, not a curated record